Messenger RNA from Magnolia sinica, 1661 nucleotides. Its product is annotated as GDSL esterase/lipase At2g24560-like. The record is from RefSeq and is a predicted model, not a curated record. Bases 3 to 1070 code for a protein of 355 amino acids. Gene Ontology annotation, molecular function: hydrolase activity, acting on ester bonds. The transcript is spliced from 3 exons. NCBI's taxonomy places the organism in Eukaryota, Viridiplantae, Streptophyta, Magnoliopsida, Magnoliales, Magnoliaceae.
CAAUGACCAGAAUCCACCUCCCCAUCCUUGCCUCCUGUAUGUGCAUCACUAUCAUUGCAUGCCAUGGCCAUGAUAUGUCACCGCCAAAGUUCCCCGCCGUUCUGAUCUUCGGUGAUUCAACCGUCGACACGGGCAACAACAACUAUAUUGGUACAUUGUUUAAGGCCGAUCACCCACCAUACGGUGUGAAUUACCCCAAUCAUGAGGCCACGGGCCGUUUCUCGGAUGGACGGCUGGUACCCGAUAUGCUGGUGUCUGAUCUAGGUAUCAAGGAAUCGUUACCACCAUUCUUGAAUUCAUUGUUAUCAAAUGAUGAGAUCAAGACUGGCGUGAGCUUCGCAUCAGCAGGGUCCGGCAUGGAUGACUUGACCACAGUGGCGUCGGGCGUGAUACCGGUGUCACGGCAACCGUCAAUGUUUAAGAACUAUAUAAAUAGGCUUAAGUCGAUUGUAGGUGAUCAAGAGACUAAUAAGACAAUUGGUAAUGCACUAAUCUUAAUUAGUGCAGGAACUAAUGACUUUAUAUUCAACUGGUAUGAUAUUCCUUCAAGAAGGUUGCGGUUCGAUAGCAUUAGCGGAUACCAAGAUUUUCUACAGCAAAGGCUACGUAAUCUGCUCAUGGAAUUAUACUAUCUUGGCGGUCGAAAAUUCAUUGUGACAGGCCUUGGACCAAUCGGCUGCAUCCCACUUCAAAUAACUGCAAAAUUCAAGAACCCAUUGCAACGGGAGUGCAUUGAAGAACAGAACUUGGACGCUACCAUCUACAAUGCCAAGCUCAAGAAUCUGUUGCCCAAAAUCCAGUCUUUGUUGCCUGGAAGCAGAUUCAUCUAUGGUGGUAUCUAUGAUCCGGUUGUCGACAUGGUCAAUCAUCCUAAAAACUAUGGAUUUGUGGACACCAAGAGAGGAUGUUGUGGGACCGGUUUUCUUGAAGCGGGCCCACUUUGUAAUAUCUUCACUCCACCUUGUAUCGAUGCUUCUGAGUUCUUAUUUUGGGACUCCGUACACCCAACGGAAGCAGUCUACAAAGUACUUUCAAAACAUCUACUCGAGCUUCUUCCGGCGCUGUAUUGAGGCCAUUGUAGGAAAUUCUAAUAAUAUUAGUGUAUGCACGAGUUAAUCUAUACCGUCCAUUUAUAGAUUGAACACAUCCCAACCACUUUCUUUUUCUAGAGUCUUUUUUAUGAGAUGUAUGCAGUGCAAUUGACAAGAUUAAUGAGAAUGGUACUUUUUUGGAUGGGACCCACUACACGCAAUAGCGGACAGAUGAUCGCUGCCAUUCAUUUGGUGGCUAUCAAUUGGACGACUAAAGAAGUAUCUUUUCAUCGUCAUCAUUUGUUAUGACUGGCUUGGGAACGUGGAUUGCCUUUGACCACCUGACGUGUGCGCCCCACCGUCCUAUUAGUAUGUGAGCCCUAAAAUGAGGCACAUGUAAAAUUCAAGUUCGCCACAGAAGUUUUGGAUCAGGUUAAUAUUUUUGUGUUUUCAGUUCAUCCCACUUGCAACAACCUUAUGAACGGUUUGGAUGGCAUGUAAACAGUACCGUGGACCUGUGAAGGUUUCAACAGUAAGCAUUUCCAUCCCCACAUUUUGGGGUGGUGUGGCCACUUGAGUUUUGGAUCUGCCUUAUAUUUGAGCUAAUGUUCUGGUCAUAGUCCUGGGAUA